This is a messenger RNA of Miscanthus lutarioriparius, 1158 nucleotides long. Lineage: Eukaryota; Viridiplantae; Streptophyta; Magnoliopsida; Poales; Poaceae. The record is from the annotation of a GenBank genome assembly.
AUGUGCGGCGGCGCCAUCCUCUCGGGUUUCAUCCCGCCGUCCGGGGUGGCGGCGGCGGCCGCCAAGAAGAAACAGCAGCGGCGUGUGACGGCGGACCUGCUGUGGCCGGGGCCCGGCAAGAAGGGAGCGCCCCAGGAGGAGGAGGAGGACUUCGAGGCCGACUUCCGCGAGUACGAGCGCGGUCUCAGCGAGGAUGACGUGGACGGCGCCGGCGAAGGCGGGGAGGACGAGGUCCAGGAGCUUCCUCCGCCGGAGCCGGCGAGGUUUGCCUUCGCCGCCGCGGCUAAGGCGCCGCGCCCUGCAGUUGAUGGUGUGAUGACUCCAAAGGAUGUUCAAGGAGAUAGACCUACUGCUAACUCGGUAAAGCGCAACCGGAAGAAUCAAUACAGGGGAAUCCGCCAGCGCCCUUGGGGCAAAUGGGCAGCUGAAAUCAGAGACCCUAGCAAGGGUGUCCGUGUUUGGCUUGGAACUUACAACACUGCUGAGGAGGCAGCUAGGGCAUAUGACGCUGAAGCUCGCAAGAUCCGUGGAAAUAAAGCGAAGGUCAAUUUUCCUGAUGAAGUGCCAGGUGCUCAGAAGUCAACUGCAAAGCCAACUGCUGCGAAUGCAACAAAGCUAGCUCUACCCCCAAAGGCCUGUGCUAAUGAGGUUUUCAAUAACCUGAGCAAUGAUAACAAUGAUUUGUUCGCAAUGUUUGCGUUCAAUGACAAUAAGGUUCCUGUGAAGCCAGCUGAGGGUGCCAGUUUCCUCCCUUCAGUGAAACCUCUGGUGCCCCGUAAGAGAUCUGCGACUAACAUGCUCUCUGACCAGAGCAGCAACUCCUAUGGCUCUUCUGACUUUGGGUGGGACGAUGACACCAUGACCUCAGACUACACCUCAGUCUUUGCUCCCAAUAAUGUUAUACCAGCAUCUUACAUGCAAGGUGGAGUGUCAAAGAGAAUGAGGAACAACUAUGGUGUAGCCAUGCUUCAGGGAAAUGGCGCUCCCAGUCUCGCACAAGUCAUGGCUGGUUUUGAUCCUGAGAUGAACUUUCAGCCAUUGCCUUAUGUUGAGAGCAGCUCAACAGAUGCAUCAAUGGAGCAAACUGAUAUUCCACAGGAUGGGGCAAGCAAUGGGGAUAUCUGGAGCCUUGAUGAGCUGCUCAUGGCUGGUGCUUAA